AUGCAGAGGCGCUCGUCCGACAAUUCGGACGGGACCGACCUUUCCUUGAAGACUCGUCCGUCUCUGCGCCUGUCAACCGAUUAUGGUCAUGGAGCUUCGUCCGCUACAACAGCUACCACAGCCUCAAAUACCGACCAAGUCUUGCAGCAAUCGCAAAUAGUUUCUACCCCCAUCGUUCACUCCGAUCCCGAUCGCCGAUUUAAUAAUAAUAGUAAUUCUGUCGUUUCCCCUCGAUCCCGGAAUUCGAGUGCCGUCCGAACCUCGUUCUCAUCUCUCACCUCAACUUCGCAUGCCUCGCCGACGCCGACACCUUCGUCCAAGCCAGCUGCCGCGAUGAUGCCCUUGGCGACCCGGCAGCUCUCUUUUGAGGGCUCACCGGAGACCUACCAGCGCACGCGACACCUUCGACUUCGCAGUCCGUGGUCGAUAUCUAUUCUAGCUCUAUCUACCGCACUUGCUGGCGUCUUCUUCCUCCUAUUCAUUGCACACUCCUUUGUGCACCGGCCUGUUGGAGCCGAUGGAUGUCAGGUGCCAGUGAUGAGUCCAACCUAUCUACGAAUGGUCGGAUUCGAUGCUGAGCAUACGAGAUUUGCAAGCAAAUAUAAUCUUUAUCUCUAUCGUGAAGAGGGUGUCGACCAUUACUCGCAGGAGAACAUAGGGCUAAGCGGUGCACCCGUUCUAUUUCUCCCCGGGAAUGCCGGUAGCUACAAACAAGUACGCUCACUGGCUGCCGAAGCCUCGCGACACUUUCGAGACGUCAUUUCAUACGAUAAAGACUAUCUGGACUCUGGAACUCGCAGCUUGGAUUUCUUUAUGGUUGAUUUCAACGAGGAUUUGGCCGCUUUCCAUGGACAGACCAUCUUGGACCAAGCGGAAUAUGUCAACGAAGCUCUUGCAUAUAUUCUUUCUCUCUAUCACGAUCCCAAUCGCUCGCAUCGCGAUCCGAGUCUACCGGACCCGAGUUCUGUCAUCUUGGUCGGUCACUCAAUGGGUGGUGUCGUGGCCCGCACAGUCUUAACCAUGGCCAAUUACCAAGCGAACUCUGUCAACACCAUAAUCACCAUGUCGGCGCCCCACGCCAAGCCACCGGUAUCGUUUGAUUCCGACAUUGUUCAUACCUACAAGCAAAUAAACGACUAUUGGAGAGGAGCAUAUUCACAAGAAUGGGCAAACAAUAAUCCUCUGUGGCACGUUACCCUCAUUUCCAUCGCGGGAGGUGCGAGAGAUACUGUUGUUCCCUCAGACUAUGCCAGUCUCGCCUCGCUUGUUCCCGAGACUCACGGAUUUACCGUUUUCACGUCUAGCAUUCCGGAUGUCUGGGUGGGUACCGAUCAUUUGUCCAUUACUUGGUGCGAUCAAUUUCGAAAGGUUGUGAUUAAAUCUCUUUAUGAUGUGGUGGACGUUCAUCGGCCCAGUCAGACCAAACCUCGAGCGGAACGUAUGCGCAUUUUCAAAAAAUGGUUUUUGACUGGUUUGGAGUCUACUGCCGAGCGUACACUUACACAGCAGGAGUCCAAUUACCUCCUUACAUUAGAAUCUAGCACCAACAACAUUCUGCCUCAAGGAGAACGUCUCGUUUUGCGCGAGUUGGGAAAUCAUCAAGAUUCGGAAGUGCAUUUAAUGCCUGUUCCUCCUCAGGGUGUCCCGGGAAAGAAGUUCACUCUCCUUACAGACCAGCCGUUUGACCAGCCAGAUGGAAAGUUGGAAGUUCUAUUUUGUACUGUCUUCCCCAUGCAAGCCGGGCGGGGUGCCGCUCUAUUUUCUAUGAAAAUGGAUCUUUCGCGCGGUGGGUCGGGCUCCACACGUCUAGCAUGUAAGAAUGCUGCCCCGGACAGGAUACAUCUUCCCGCGUCUACGUCUUCAUCACAAAAGGCGUUCAGCGACAGUCGUCCAUUCUCGUACCUGCAGUACGAGCUGGAGGAACUGGCUGAACAUCAGUUUGUCGCCGUGGUAGACAAAGCUCAGACUCGCACCAACGGUUGGGUGAUUGCAGAGUUCUCAGAUAGCUCUGGUUCAAUCGUCCCGACUCGUGUGGGACUUGGAAGAUUGCUCAGUGCCGGCUUACAUAUGAAGCUGCCGGCCAACAGGCCGAUGCUUACAGAAGUCAAGAUUCCGUCAUUACAUUCAAGUCUACUUGCGUACAAGCUUUCGGUGCACAGUGCAGGUUGCUCUGACUCGUCUCCAUUGUUUACGCCGCUUUUGCGCCAGUCGAUACCGGAACCCCACGAGUCCAAGUUUUUUGUCAAUGUCCAUGAUGUCGAUGUGAAUCUUCAUGGUGUAGCGCCAUAUAUGCCUCCACCACUUCGCGAAGAAGCGGAGUAUGGAGUUACUUUUCACUUGUGGUCUGAUCCGACAUGCGCGUCAAGUGUUGAGCUGUCAUUGAAAGUCAACAUUUAUCACAGUUUUGGAGAGCUAGUCAUGCGCUACAGGACUGUUUUUGCCGCAUUUCCACUAUUAGUUGUUGCUCUUGUUUUGCGCAAACAAUUCAAAGUUUAUGACGAUACGGGCCAUUUCAUCACGUUUAUGGAAAGUUUGAAUCUAUGUCUACGCUCAUCGCUCCCUAUCGUUAUUGGUGUCCUGUCACUGCUGGCAUCCUCACUUGCCUCUAAACGACAACUGCCUUCAAAUGAUGACCCAUUUCAUUGGCGCCGAAAUUCGACGGAGACAGCGGUUGAUUUCACCAAAUAUGACCUGCUCCUUGGCGCUCAGGAUGCAUUUUUCUGGUUCCUCGUCCCGUUGUUUGGGUUGAUUAGCAUUGGUGCAUGUGUCGCGAUCAACUAUACCUCGUUGUUGAUUUUGAGUGUUUUAUCGUCUCUGUAUGGGAUUUUUCGAACUAAGACCGGCUAUAUUCGUCGGGAAGAUCGGAAUGGGCCGAUAUUCUCCCAUCCGAGUCCACGCCGAAGGAUGAUCAACGCUAGCAUACUACUAGUUCUUGUCGCGACUGUGAUACCAUAUCAAUUUGCAUAUAUGGUCGCAUGCAUGGUACAGGUAGCGACGUGUGUUAGGGCGCUAUGGCAUGUGCGCGAAACGCGAUUGACUAUCAACGCGAGUUUCUUCAACUAUGCGCAUUCCAUCCUUACUCUUAUGCUCUGGGUCCUUCCAAUCAACAUUCUUGUACUUGUUGUCUGGGUACACAACCUGGCCGUACACUGGUUGACGCCAUUUUCCUCUCAUCACAACGUUUUAUCCAUCAUGCCAUUCCUAAUUCUCGUGGAGACGAUGACGAGCGGACUCAUGAUUCCGCGAAUAUCUUCACGAGCAAAACACAUAACGUACAUCCUUCUCUUCUGUCUCGCCGGCUACUCAGCUCUCUACGGGGUCUCAUACGCCUACCUCCUUCACCACGUGGCCAAUAUAUUCUCAGCAUGGCUUGUAAUCAUAUACCUCGUAUCGGGCGGAUUUUCAGUUCAACGUUUCAUCCGAAUCCUAGAGACGGACGAUUAUCUUAAUACCAGCACAAAGAGCGGGGCUACUAAUAGCGAUGUCUCCGAGAAUACAGGUAAACAUCAUAUCAAGAAGAAGCCCUGAUAGAUCUUGAAAGAUUUCUCUUUCUGUACUUAUUUUUUUCUUCGUUUCUCUGUUCGUAUCGCCUCAUGCAUAGACUGGCGCGUUUUUAUGAUUAUUAGCGUCUUGUCUUUUGUCUUUUUCGUCUCUGUUGAUGUUGUUACUACGCUGUCAUGGAUAUGCAUGUACAUCUAUACGCCUGUUUCUUUUACACUUUGGCUUAGUAAUAAUGUUUCUUAUACAUAGACUUGUCUUGAAAAGUCAGAUGUUUUCGAAUUUUGGAAACUGAAUCAAUCUCUACAGACCAAUCACCACUGUUG
Talaromyces stipitatus ATCC 10500 is the source of this 3824-nucleotide messenger RNA. Its product is annotated as GPI maturation protein (Bst1), putative. Lineage: Eukaryota; Fungi; Ascomycota; Eurotiomycetes; Eurotiales; Trichocomaceae. Bases 1 to 3528 code for a protein of 1175 amino acids. The transcript has 6 exons. Gene Ontology annotation, molecular function: phosphatidylinositol deacylase activity. The record is from RefSeq and is a predicted model, not a curated record. Gene Ontology annotation, biological process: GPI anchor metabolic process; endoplasmic reticulum to Golgi vesicle-mediated transport. Gene Ontology annotation, cellular component: endoplasmic reticulum.